Molecule: messenger RNA, 1663 nt
Organism: Schistocerca serialis cubense
Lineage: Eukaryota; Metazoa; Arthropoda; Insecta; Orthoptera; Acrididae
Product: cathepsin O-like
Exons: 7
Coding region: 51-1115 (354 amino acids)
Cellular component (GO): lysosome
Molecular function (GO): cysteine-type endopeptidase activity
Source: RefSeq, a predicted model, not a curated record
UGAGCGAACUUCAGUUCUGUAUUAGGUCUUGACAGGUGACUGGUGGUGUUAUGGCUGUAGAAUGGAAAACAGUUUUUAUGACAGUUGCUGUGGUGUGUUUAUGUUUUGUAGGCAUUCCAAUUAGAGUAGAUAAGCCGAUAGACACUGCUACUCAGGCACUAUUUAAGGAUUACGUAAAGCGCUUUAAUAAGACCUAUGAGAAUAAUGAAACGGAGUACGCGCUGAGACUGCGUCAGUUCCAGGAAUCCUUGGAAAUGAUUCAGAAGUUGAACAGUGAGAGGAAAUCAGAAGCCAGUGCUCAUUAUGGACUAACAAAAUUUUCUGACAUGUCACCUGAUGAAUUUUUGCAUCAUCAUCUGUAUGUUGGCCUUCAAAGUCACUUGAUGAAAUGCAAUCAUUGGAGGAAUAGGACACAUCAUUCUCAUGAGCGUAAGGAGAGAGCAAUAAAGCCUGUAUCUCUACCAGAACGUGUUGACUGGCGUGAGAAAAAUGUUAUUGGGAAAAUCAGAAAUCAAAAGACAUGUGGUGCUUGCUGGGCCUUUAGCACAGUUGAAACUGCAGAAGCAAUGUACGCAUUGAAAACAGGAGUUCUUGAAGAAUUAAGUGUUCAAGAGAUGAUUGAUUGUGCUCAGAAUGGGAACAUAGGGUGUGCUGGUGGUGAUACAUGUAGUCUUCUUGAAUGGAUUGUUGCAAAAAAUAUUUCUAUUGCGUUAGAAAAACAGUAUCCAUUAACUCUGGAGACACAGACAUGUAAAUUAAAAGGGUCUGGUAAUGGUGUCCAUAUUGCCCCAAAUUUUACAUGUGACUACUUAGUUGGAAAUGAAGAAGAAAUUCUAUUAAUGCUAGCGAAUCAUGGGCCUCUUAUUGUUGCAAUUAAUGCCCUAAAUUGGCAGAAUUAUUUAGGUGGAAUUAUUCAGUUUCACUGUGAUGGCAGUCCUGUACACAUAAACCAUGCAGUGCAGAUAGUGGGAUAUGAUAAAUCUUCUGCUGUGCCACAUUAUAUUCUUCGGAAUUCUUGGGGGCCAGAAUUUGGUGAUAAAGGAUAUUUGUAUAUUGCUAUUGGUGAAAAUCUUUGUGGAUUAGCAACGGAAGUUUCAUCACUAGAUGUAUUAUGAACGUCCUUCUGAGAUACACUUCACAUUGUUCUCUUCCAUGUCAUAAAAGUAAAAAAAAAAAGGAAUUUUUUAGAUUUCUAGAGUAAAUGUGAGCUGUAAGAUACUAUAUUUUAGACGAUUUUACAGUAGGAGACAAUAGCAUAGUGUAGAAAAAUGAGGAUUCUGUUUUGUUUGUUUUAUGAGCAGAGCAUUUAACUUUUAUCUUACUGUAAAAGUGCCCUACACAGAACACAUGGGCAGCAUGCAAUCCAUCCAGUACUUUUACGUAUAACAUUUAAAACCUAGGGCAUCUUUUAUUCCAUAGAAUAAGGCUGUAUGACCUUUUUGUGGUGCCAGUGUUACCAUGACUGGGUGAAUGUGUAAUGAAUAAUCUGUCCACUGCUGAUGAUAAUAUUUUAAUUUUUUAGCAUACAUUUUGAAAGAAAAGUGUAGUUAGCAACAUCCAGCACAGAAUUUUUUACUUGGCUUCUCAUGUGAUUCAGAUUUUCGUGUGCAAACACAUGGAAAAGUAUUCAAUCUAUUUUAUAAGGUGUUUUUUUUUUUUUUUU